Lodderomyces theae is the source of this 636-nucleotide messenger RNA. RefSeq lists its product as uncharacterized. The coding region runs from base 1 to 636 and encodes 211 amino acids. Gene Ontology annotation, molecular function: protein binding. NCBI's taxonomy places the organism in Eukaryota, Fungi, Ascomycota, Pichiomycetes, Serinales, Debaryomycetaceae. The record is from RefSeq and is a predicted model, not a curated record. The transcript has a single exon.
AUGACGACAGAAACUGAAAAAUUGUCACAGGAGGAGAUGGAUAUAAUCAUGUCAGAGGCAAGGGCAGGUGAGCUUGAAUCAUUGAAGGAGAUAUUUGCAGAAAUACCCAAAGAAUCAUUACUAGAUAUCAAAGACGACAUGACAUUAGCAACCCCAGUACAUAUGGCAGCAGCAAACGGCCACUUGGAGACACUUCAGUACCUUCUUUCCAUAAUACCAAAGCAAGAUGCAAUAAGUCUAGCGAAGGUGAAGAAUGAAACCGGAAACACCGCCUUGCAUUGGGCAGCAUACAAUGGACAUCUAGAAGUUGUGAAAUUGCUUGUUGAGAAUUACGAGGCAGACGCAUUUGAGAAGAAUGAAGCGGGACAUGAUUCGAUAUAUGAAGCCGAAAAUAAUGGCAAGGUUGAUGUAGAGAAUUGGUUUUUGAAAAAAUAUGCACCAGAAGAAGAUUUCAAAGUGGAGGAAGAUGGCGAAAAUACAAAGAUUAGUUAUCAACCUGGUAAAGAGAGUAAAUUGGCUGAUGAUAAUGCAAGGGAUGCGGUAUUUGCGGCCAAAAUAGAUAAAGAAAAGGAUGGCAAGGCAGAAAGUGGAGAGCUGAUUGAAAGCUCUACAGCGAACCUUUCUCUUGAGUCGUGA